GGUUUUGCAAGGGUUUUGCCUGUGUUCCUCUGGAUUUGGGAGUGCAUCCUCCAGCAGAGGGGGGCACCGGCUGGGAAGGGCCAUUUUAUUCCCAUUUUUGGGAAAGGAUGUGAGGGCAGAGUGGCACAGGGCUGCCAAGGCAGGACUGGAUGAGUGGGCAUCGCCUGCCUCCCCCUGCCUGUUCGGGGGACACCAGCUGGUGACAGUGAUGCCACAGCUCCCUGGGGAGCACCUCUGGGGGGCCAGCACGGGCAGGAGGCUGUGGCACCCAUUUGGGGCACCAGCUGGUGAAGGAUGGAGAAGCAGUACUGGCAUGGAGCGGCACCCAUGGGGGAUGAGCAUCAUCCUGCUCCCAGCAUUGCCACACCUGGCGGCCACCCCCUGGUACGGCUCACGGAGGAUUUUGCCGGGCCGAGGACUCCGACCCUUCACCACCCACGGCCGGAGGCGGCGACGCGGCGCAAGCCCUGCCCAAGCCUUUAACUCUGCUCCCCUGCCGGCUCCAGCUUUUCCCCCAGGUCCCCCUGAAUACCAACCGCUCCCGGCCCCACCAUGUGCGAGGAGGAAACCACCGCCCUGGUCUGUGACAACGGCUCCGGGCUGUGCAAAGCUGGCUUCGCCGGCGACGAUGCCCCCCGCGCCGUCUUCCCCUCCAUCGUGGGGCGGCCCCGCCACCAGGGUGUCAUGGUAGGCAUGGGGCAGAAGGACAGCUACGUGGGCGACGAGGCGCAGAGCAAGAGAGGUAUCCUCACCCUCAAGUACCCCAUCGAGCAUGGCAUCAUCACCAACUGGGAUGACAUGGAGAAGAUCUGGCACCACUCCUUCUACAACGAGCUGCGUGUGGCCCCUGAGGAGCACCCGACCCUGCUCACCGAGGCACCCCUCAACCCCAAGGCCAACCGGGAGAAGAUGACCCAGAUCAUGUUUGAAACCUUCAACGUCCCUGCCAUGUACGUUGCCAUCCAAGCUGUCCUCUCCCUCUAUGCCUCCGGCCGCACAACCGGUAUCGUCCUUGACUCUGGGGAUGGUGUCACCCACAAUGUGCCCAUCUACGAGGGCUAUGCUCUGCCCCACGCCAUCAUGCGCCUGGACUUGGCCGGCCGCGACCUCACCGACUACCUCAUGAAGAUCCUCACCGAGAGAGGCUACUCCUUCGUCACCACCGCCGAGCGGGAAAUCGUGCGAGACAUCAAGGAGAAGCUCUGCUACGUGGCCCUGGACUUCGAGAACGAGAUGGCCACAGCUGCCUCCUCCUCCUCGCUGGAGAAGAGCUACGAGCUCCCCGACGGGCAGGUCAUCACCAUCGGCAACGAGCGCUUCCGCUGCCCCGAGACCCUCUUCCAACCCUCCUUCAUCGGCAUGGAGUCAGCUGGCAUCCACGAGACGACCUACAACUCCAUCAUGAAGUGUGACAUCGACAUCCGCAAGGACCUCUACGCCAACAACGUCCUGUCCGGCGGCACCACCAUGUACCCUGGCAUCGCCGACCGCAUGCAGAAGGAGAUCACAGCGCUGGCUCCCAGCACCAUGAAGAUCAAAAUCAUCGCCCCCCCGGAGCGGAAGUACUCGGUGUGGAUCGGAGGCUCCAUCCUGGCCUCCCUCUCCACCUUCCAGCAGAUGUGGAUCAGCAAACCUGAGUACGACGAGGCCGGACCCUCCAUCGUCCACCGGAAGUGCUUCUAAAUCCCCUUCCUCGCCCUGUGGCGGUGCCCCUGGCCCGGCCUGGCCUGGGGGUGCUGCUCCUCCUCCUC
Molecule: messenger RNA, 1751 nt
Organism: Dryobates pubescens (Downy woodpecker)
Lineage: Eukaryota; Metazoa; Chordata; Aves; Piciformes; Picidae
Gene: ACTG2
Product: actin gamma 2, smooth muscle
Exons: 8
Coding region: 553-1683 (376 amino acids)
Biological process (GO): vascular associated smooth muscle contraction
Cellular component (GO): cytoplasm
Source: RefSeq, a predicted model, not a curated record